UUGCGCGUUGUGUGUCUGUAACAGAUGCCUACUACUGGUAAUAGGCAGCCUGGUAAAAUGAGUCUAUGGAAACGGUUGCUAGGUUUUAGCUAAAAGCCGCUUCUGGCAGUUGUCCGACGCUUGGGUAGCAAUGGAGCCACUGGACCAAUGCUGCGCCCCUUCCGGUUUCGUUGCUGACAGCCCAGCCCAUCUGUCCCAGGGCCGGAAGUGAGGUCUUCCGUGUUCUCUGCUCCAAGAUGGCAACAGCCGAAGACGAGUUACUGCUGCCGCGGCUCCCCGAGCUGUUCGAAACCAGCAAGCAGCUUCUGGACGAAGUGGAAGUCGCGACUGAACCCACCGGCUCCCGGAUCAUCCAAGAUAAGGUGUUCAAGGGACUGGACCUCCUGAAGAAGGCUGCCGAAAUGUUAUUGGAGCUCGACUUGUUCAGCCGAAAUGAAGAUUUGGAAGAGAUUGCUUCCACCGAUCUGAAGUACCUGAUGGUGCCAGCAUUUCAAGGAGCAUUCGCCAUGAAACAAGUCAACCCCAGCAAGCGUCUAGAUCAUUUGCAGUGGGCUCGAGAACACUUUUUAAACUACUUAACUCAGUGCCAAUACUAUCAUGUGGCAGAGUUUGAGCUGCCCAAAACCAAGACCAACUCCGCUGAAAAUAACACUGCUGAUUCCUCCAUGGCCUAUCCUAGCCUCGUUGCUAUGGCAUCCCAGAGACAGGCUAAAAUAGAGAGAUACAAGCAGAAGAAGGAGGCGGAGCAUAGGUUGUCUGCACUGAAAUCUGCUGUGGAAAGUGGUCAAGCAGAUGAUGAACGUAUUCGUGAAUAUUACCUCCUUCACCUUCGAAGGUGGAUUGGUAUCAGCUUAGAAGAGAUUGAGAGCAUUGACCAGGAAAUAAAGAUCCUGAGAGGAAAAGACUCUUCCAAAGAGGCAUCAACUUCUCACUCAUCUCGUCAGGACAGGCCUCCAAUGAAACCGUUUGUUCUCACUCGGAACAUGGCCCAAGCCAAAGUAUUUGGAGCUGGUUAUCCAAGUCUGGCAUCUAUGACAGUGAACGACUGGUAUGAACAGCAUCAGAAAUUUGGAGCAUUACCCGAUCAGGGUAUAGCCAAGAAAACAUCAGAGUUCAGAACAGCAGCUCAGCGACGAGAUCAGGAACAGGAGGAAGAGGAUGAUGAACAGGCAGUCCACAGAGCUCGGGAGUGGGAUGACUGGAAGGACACCCAUCCUAGGGGCUAUGGCAACCGGCAGAACAUGGGUUAGUCUCCCCACAACAAGACAGGAGUGCAGGGGCUUCUGUCUUCCCCACCAGGGAAAGCUGUGCAGUCUUCCCCUCCCUGGGCUCCCGCUUCAGCCGUGUACAACGAAGGCAGAGAUGCUUAAUCUUGCUUUGCGUUCAUUAACAUGUCAAACAAUUAAGUGUGUAUUUGUACCCUAGAUGAUGAGCCAGCAAUCUUGUCUUGGAAUUCUAAUCCUCAUCAUGGUAUAUUCCCCUGUUCUUAAGUGGAAAGAAAAGAGUACUGAGAAAUGGUUCUGUAUAAUCAACGGCUGUAUGAAUGCUCUUUGAAAAAUAAAAGUCCCCGCUAUCAUGUGAGCCUGUGCAGAAA
Balaenoptera ricei (Rice's whale) is the source of this 1594-nucleotide messenger RNA. RefSeq names its product immunoglobulin binding protein 1 (gene IGBP1). Gene Ontology annotation, biological process: regulation of dephosphorylation; regulation of signal transduction. The record is from RefSeq and is a predicted model, not a curated record. NCBI's taxonomy places the organism in Eukaryota, Metazoa, Chordata, Mammalia, Artiodactyla, Balaenopteridae. The coding region runs from base 237 to 1250 and encodes 337 amino acids. Gene Ontology annotation, cellular component: cytosol. Gene Ontology annotation, molecular function: protein phosphatase 2A binding. The transcript has 6 exons.